CUUCUGAUCACCCGUCCACCUCUCUACAAGCCACACGUCGAUGUGUAGUAGUGACCAAACUUUGUUAUAUAAUACUUUGAACUAUUUGAAUUCAGUGUAUUUAAACCAGGAAGAUGCUGGUCUGGAUAUGGCUGGGUUGCCUCGCGGCGGCAGUGCUUUUGUACUUUCGGCAAGUUUACAGCUUCUUUAAAAGGCGGGGUGUGAAAACACCCAGAAUAAUCCCGCCUUUCGGAAAUUCGUUUAGUAUUGUUUUACAGCGAGAGCAUAUUAGUGAACAAAUUGUAAGAAUUUACAAAGAAUUUCCUGAUCAGAGGUUCUACGGCGGGUUCCAAUUCCUGACGCCGCGUCUGCUGGUGAGAGAUGUCGAGCUAAUCAAGAAAAUUGGUGUCAAGGACUACGAGCACUUCCUCGACCACAAUAAUUUUGUCAAUGAAGAGUCGGACCCCAUGUUUGGGAGGAGUAUUUUAUCUUUAACAGGUCAGGAAUGGAAGGACAUGCGGUCGACUCUCAGCCCUGCUUUCACCAGCUCCAAAAUGAAAAUGAUGCUGCCACUAAUGGUGGAGGUUGGUGAUCAAUUAUUCCUCUCACUUCAGAAGAAAAUCAAGGAGUCUAAACAGGGUUACCUGGACGUUGAUGUGAAAGACCUAACGAGCAGAUACGCGAAUGACGUGAUAGCCUCUUGUGCAUUUGGCCUAAAGGUGAAUUCUUACAAGGACGAAAACAGUCAGUUUUACGCAAUGGGAAAAAGUGCUUCCGGCUUUGGUUACCGUCAGAUACUCGUGUUUUUACUUUCAAAUACUUUACCGACGAUAUCUAGAAUAUUCAAAUGGUCUAUGUUCUCAAAGUCGGUGCAAGACUUCUUCAGGUCGCUGGUGAUGGAGACGAUGCAGAAUAGGGAGCUCAAACAGAUUAAGCGGCCUGACAUGAUACAUCUGCUAAUGGAAACUAAAAAGGGUAAACUAACCCAUGAUGAGAAAUCAACUCACGACGCAGACGCCGGUUUCGCCACUGUAGAGGAGUCAUCCGUUGGCCUGAAGCAAGUCAAUAGAGUAUGGUCCGACGAUGACCUGUGCGCUCAAGCCACGCUCUUCUUCGUAGCUGGCUUUGAGACUGUAUCUUCUAUCAUGACGUCUCUAGUGUACGAGCUGGCUAUCAACCCUGAUGUGCAAGAUAAAUUGUACCAGGAAAUCAGAGAGAAUGAAGUCAAGAACAACGGGAAAUUUGACUAUAAUUCUGUACAGAAUAUGGUUUAUAUGGAUAUGGUGGUAUCAGAAACAUUGAGGUUAUGGCCGGCUGUCGUUGGUCUGGACAGACACUGUACCAAAGAUUACAACCUCGGCAAACCUAAUGACACAGCUACUGAAGAUUACAUUAUCCGCAAAGGCGAAGGUAUCCAGAUCCCCUUGUGGGCAAUCCACCGUGACCCGAAAUACUAUCCAAACCCGGACAAGUUCGACCCAGAGAGGUUCUCUGAAGAGAACAAACACAAAAUCCAACCCUUCACCUACAUACCGUUUGGUCUUGGACCCAGGAAUUGUAUCGGCUCAAGAUUUGCCCUCUGCGAAGUGAAGGUAAUGGCGUAUCAACUCUUCAACUCCAUCGAAGUGUCACCGUCGAACAAAACGGUUAUACCUCGCAAAUUGGACCCCUCUACGAGCGGUAUUCGCACAAAAGGGUCUCAAUUGGUACGAUUUGAGCUUCGAAAAAUGCUGGUCUGGAUUUGGCUGGGUUGCCUUGUGGUUGCGGUAUUUCUGUACUUGCGGCAAGUAUAUGGCACCUUUAAAAGGCAAGGUGUGAAGACAUCCAAAAUCAUCCCGCCUUUCGGUACUAUGACGAGAAUUUUGUUACAGCGAGAGCAUUUUACUGAACAAAUUACUAAGACUUACAACCAAUUUUCUGAUCAAAGGUUCUACGGCGCGUUCCAAUUCCUGACGCCGUUUCUACAGGUGAGGGAUAUCGAACUGAUCAAGAAGAUUACCGUCAAGGACUUUGAACACUUCCUUGACCACAAUGUUUUCAUCAAUGAAGAAUGCGACCCGCUUUUUGGAAGGAAUCUUAUAUCUUUAAGAGGUCAAGAAUGGAAGGAUAUGCGAUCGACCCUCAGCCCAGCUUUCACCAGCUCCAAAAUGAAGAUGAUGUUGCCACUGAUGGUGGAGGUGGGAGACCAGAUGAUCCUUUCGCUUGAGAAAAAAAUCCAAGAAUGUAAACAGGGUUAUUUGGAUAUCGAUGUGAAAGACCUGACAACUAGAUACGCGAAUGACGUAAUUGCAUCUUGUGUUUUUGGCUUGAAGGUGGAUUCUCAUAAAGAUGAGCACAAUCAAUUUUACUUAAUGGGAAAAAAUGCUUCCACUUUCAGUUUUCGUCAAUUACUCGUGUUCUUAUUGUCGAAUUCUUUUCCCAAUGUGGCUGCAAUAUUGAAAUGGAGUAUGUUCCCGGAGUCGGUGCAGAACUUCUUCAGGACGCUGGUGAAGGAGACGAUGCAGAACAGGGAGCUCAAACAUAUCAUUCGUCCUGACAUGAUACAUCUGCUAAUGGAAGCUAAGAAAGGAAAAUUGACCCAUGAAGAGAAAGCAAGCGACAAGGACGUCGGCUUUGCCACCGCCGAAGAAUCAUCCGUGGGCCGGAAGCAAAUAAACAAGGUAUGGUCCGACGAUGACCUAUGCGCCCAAGCCGUCCUGUUCUUCUUAGCUGGCUUUGAAACCAUAUCCAGUGUUAUGUCGUUCCUGAUGUACGAGCUGGCUGUCAACCCUGACAUUCAAGAGAAACUAUACAAGGAAAUCAGAGAGAACGAGGACAGCAACAAAGGACAAUUUGACUAUAACUCUAUACAGAAUAUGGUUUAUAUGGACAUGGUUGUAUCAGAAACAAUGAGGUUAUGGCCGCCCAACUUUAACCUGGACAGAUACUGCAAUAAAGAUUACAACUUGGGCAAACCUAAUGACAAAGCUACUCAUGACUUCGUUAUCCGCGAAGGUGACGGUCUUCAGAUCCCCGUGUGGGCGAUUCACCGCGAUCCUAAGUACUACCCGAACCCGGAUAACUUCGACCCUGACAGAUUCUCUGAAGAGACCAAAUACAAGAUUCAGCCUUUCACUUACAUGCCGUUUGGACUUGGACCUAGGAAUUGUAUCGGUUCAAGAUUCGCCCUCUGCGAAGUGAAGGUAAUGGCAUAUCAAUUCCUAAGUUCCUUCGAAGUGUCGCCUUCGAAAAGAACGAUUAUACCUCCCAAGUUGGACCCGUCUUCAUUCACUAUUUGCAUAAAGGGAGGUCAUUGGAUUCAAUUGAAGGCUCGGAAAGUGGCAUAAAUGAAAUGAAAACCAAGUGAAAACAUGCAGAUCGUGCAUUACAACAUGAUCGCUGACAAACUCCU
Hyposmocoma kahamanoa is the source of this 3370-nucleotide messenger RNA. RefSeq lists its product as uncharacterized. The record is from RefSeq and is a predicted model, not a curated record. Bases 114 to 3305 code for a protein of 1063 amino acids. Gene Ontology annotation, molecular function: iron ion binding; oxidoreductase activity, acting on paired donors, with incorporation or reduction of molecular oxygen; monooxygenase activity. NCBI's taxonomy places the organism in Eukaryota, Metazoa, Arthropoda, Insecta, Lepidoptera, Cosmopterigidae. The transcript is spliced from 21 exons.